This is a messenger RNA of Spinacia oleracea (spinach), 4910 nucleotides long. RefSeq names its product lysine-specific demethylase JMJ705. Gene Ontology annotation, cellular component: nucleus; chromatin. Gene Ontology annotation, molecular function: histone H3K4me/H3K4me2/H3K4me3 demethylase activity. The transcript is spliced from 7 exons. NCBI's taxonomy places the organism in Eukaryota, Viridiplantae, Streptophyta, Magnoliopsida, Caryophyllales, Amaranthaceae. The record is from RefSeq and is a predicted model, not a curated record. The coding region runs from base 312 to 4607 and encodes 1431 amino acids. Gene Ontology annotation, biological process: regulation of gene expression; chromatin remodeling.
CAACUCGAAUAAAACCUCCCACUCACUCAUCCACUCUUUACAUUUCCAUCCCCUGUUUUUUCUUCCCUUUCUUUUUUCUCUCUCCUCAUUCUCCAUUCUAUCUCUCUCCUCUGUUAAAAUAUACUCGUAAAACAGAGCCAAAAAUUAGGGAAAACUAACUUCAUAAAAACCCAUCUACUAAUCAAAUCUCUAAAUGAAGAACAAUUCCCAAAUCUGAUCACUACCUUCUUUUUUUUCUCUCUCUUCAAUGGAAGAUACCCAUUAAUCAAUUUCAUUUUUUUGCAAAAAAGUUUCUAAUAAAAUAAAAAUUAAUGGGUUCGUCUUCAAUUGUUACAGCAGAGCAUUCAAGUCCAGAAGUAUUUCCAUGGCUGAAAACCCUACCUGUUGCUCCAGAAUACCACCCUACAAUUCAAGAAUUUCAAGAUCCAAUUGCGUACAUUUUUAAGAUUGAAAAGGAGGCUUCUAAAUUUGGUAUUUGCAAAAUAGUCCCUCCUGUUCCUCCCCAAUCGAAAAAAUCAGUAAUUUCUAACCUAAAUCAAUCUUUGUUGAAUUCCUCGAAAAACCCUAGUAAUCCACAACCGACAUUUACUACUAGGCAGCAGCAAGUAGGGUUUUGCCCCAGGAAACAACGACCCAUUCAGAAGUCAGUGUGGCAGAGUGGUGAGUGUUAUACUCUUCAGCAGUUUGAAGCAAAGGCAAAAGCUUUUGAGAAGAAUUACUUGAAAAAUCGUGCUAAGAAGGCGGUAUCACCACUCGAGGUUGAGACCCUUUACUGGAAGGCAAAUGGGGAUAGACCCUUUUCAGUGGAGUAUGCAAAUGAUAUGCCCGGGUCGGGUUUUAUGCCGAUGAAAGAGAGGAAGAGAACAGGGGAGAUUGUUGCUGGGGCUGCUGCAAAUGUUGGGGAAACUGCUUGGAAUAUGAGGGGAGUUGCAAGGGAAAAUGGGUCUUUGUUGAGGUUUAUGAAGGAAGAGAUUCCUGGGGUUACUUCUCCUAUGGUGUAUGUUGCUAUGAUGUUUAGUUGGUUUGCUUGGCAUGUUGAGGAUCAUGAUUUGCAUAGCUUGAAUUACUUACAUUUAGGGGCUGGCAAGACUUGGUAUGGUGUUCCUAAGGACGCUGCCUCGGCUUUCGAAGAGGUCAUCAGGGUUUAUGGUUUUGGUGAAGAGAUUAACCCUCUUGUUACCUUCGCCCAACUUGGUGAGAAAACUACAGUGAUGUCCCCUGAAGUGCUUAUUAAUGCAGGGGUGCCCUGUUGCAGGUUAGUGCAAAAUGCAGGGGAGUUUGUUGUCACGUUUCCAAGGGCUUACCAUUCCGGCUUCAGUCAUGGGUUUAACUGUGGAGAAGCAUCUAAUAUCGCCACUCCUGAAUGGCUGAGGUUUGCAAAAGAUGCUGCAAUUCGUAGAGCCUCAAUAAACUAUCCACCAAUGGUUUCUCAUUUCCAGUUGCUAUAUGAUCUUGCAUUAGCAAUUUGUUCAAGGGCGUCGAUUGGGAACAGUGCUGAACCUCGAAGUUCUCGCCUAAAAGAUAAGAAGAAGGGUGAAGGUGAAAUGCUGGUUAAACAAAUGUUUGUACAAGAUGUAAUACAAAAUAAUGAGCUUCUUUACACUCUUGGACAAGGAUCUGAAGUUGUACUCCUCCCUCACAAUUCUUCUGAAAUAUUUGUUUGGUCUAAUUUGCGUGUCGGGUCCAAGUAUAAAGUAAAACCUGGGUUGCCUUUUAGCUUAUAUAGUUCAGAAGAAGCUAUUAAAGCUUCUGAUGACAUUAUGUUAGCUAGAGAUGACAGGAAACAGAAAGCUUUUUCUUCUGUCAAAACGAAGUCUGGUGGUUGUAUGUCCACUACACCACAUGAGAUCCAACACUCAGAAACCGAAAAGGGAGGAGGUGCAGCUGGGGAUGGAUUUUCAGACCGUGGACUGUUUUCUUGUGUCAAGUGUGGGAUUUGGACUUUUGCUUGUGUUGCCAUUGUUCAACCUACUGAAUCAGCUGCACAGUACCUGAUGUCAGCAGAUUGUAACUCCUUUAAUGAUUGGAUCGCUGGUUCUGGAGUAUCGAGUCAUGGGAUGGAUCCUAUUGACGGAGAAGCAAAUAUUUCAGACCCAAAUUCUUUUUCAGGGUCCAUGGAAAAGCAUCCUCCUGAUGGCGCGUAUGAUAUCCCUGUCCAUUCUACUGAUUACCAUGCUCAAAGCAUAAGUAACACCUCAAAGUUGAAGUCAAAUACUGCUGAGAUUGUAGAAGUUGGUUCACAUACUGAGACUAAGAGAGAAUCAUCUGCUCUUGGCCUAUUGGCUAUGACAUAUGGAAAUUCUUCAGACUCCGAUGAAGAUGAUGUUCAACCCAAUUCUCCUGUUAUUUCUGAGGAUAAUUUGUCUGGAGAUGGUUCAUGGGGUGCUAGAUUUCACCAAGAUGAUUCCGCCUCACCCGUUUUUGAGCAAGGCUAUGAUAGUGGUGCAGAAAGGGGUCCAAGCCAAAUUUCUUCGAGAUCUGAAUGUGAGGAUGAGGAUUCAUCCCAAAGGUCUGAUUUCUAUGAACACUGUGGCCACAGAAGGGUUAAUGGAGAUGAUAAUGAAUAUGAUUCUCACAACUGCUCUGCCAAAUUCACGGAGGAAGAUAUCUUGACUUCCGAGCAAAAUUAUUCUCCUAUCGCCGAUGAACACGAUACUGCAAAAAUCAGUUGUGCUAUUGACCCAGUGGGCAAGCCAAAUCUUUCUUUUGCUCAUAGAUGUGAUGAAGAUUCUUCAAGGAUGCAUGUUUUCUGUCUUGAGCAUGCUGUUGAGGUUGAAAAACAACUCCGACCAAUCGGUGGGGUGCAUAUCUUACUCCUUUGUCAUCCAGACUAUCCGAAUGUUGAAGUUGAAGCGAAGAAGGCAGCAGAAGAGUUGGAAAUGGAUUAUGGCUGGAAAGAUAUUGCUUUCUCGAUGGCCACCAAAGAGGAUGAGGAGCGAAUUCAUAUGGCCUUGCAAAGUGAGGAGUCCACACCAAAGAAUGGGGAUUGGGCUGUAAAACUCGGCAUCAAUCUGUUUUAUAGUGCCAUCCUCAGCCGUUCACCUCUCUACAAUAAGCAGAUGCCCUACAACUCUAUCAUAUACAAUGCUUUUGGCUGCACUUCUCCAUCAAAAUCCUCUCCGGAAGAAGCCAAGGUUCGUGGCAAAGGGUUUGGCAGGCAGAAAAAAUUGGUGAUGGCUGGUAAAUGGUGCGGUAAAGUUUGGAUGUCAAAUCAGGUUCAUCCUUUGUUAUUACAUAGAGAUCCCGAUGAAGAAGAAAGAAAUUUCAAUGCUUGUAUGAAAUCGGAUGAGAAAGUCGGGAGAAAAUCAGAAACUAGUCAUAAAGCUCAAACCACCUACACGAAUCGAAAGGUUGGGAAGAAGAGAAGAUCAAUGCCAGAGAGUACGAAAGUCAAGAAAAUGAAAUUUGAAGCCACAGAAUUUGCAGAUACUGAUCCAGAAGAUUCAGUAGAUGAUAAACCAGAGGUUGAAACUAGAAGAAGUGUCAGAAAAUCAAAGACACAGUGUAGGUCUAUCAAGAGAGUAAAACAUCAAGAAGAAGAAGAAAUUCUAGAUGGUAUGUCAGAGGAUUCACAAGAUGAGAUAAAAUCUUUGAAAAGUGGUAGAGUCUUGAAGUUAGGAACUAAACAAAUUCUGAAAACAAAAGGUCGUCGAAGUGCUGCGGCCAUUCUCAGUUAUUCUGAUGAUGAUUCAUUGGAUGAUAGAUCUCAUCAACAUGGAUUGAGAAGCUGUAAUAGAAAGCUGAAAUCAACUAGAAUGGUUAGAUCUCAACCAAAAGAGAUUGUGGAUAGUGAGUCUGAAGGUUCACCGUCUAACGAAUCUGAAAUAGAGGAGCAUCAGAGAAGAAAUAUAAGGAGUCCAGGCUCGUCUCAGAGGCGGGUCCCAGUUCAUAGACAAUUUGAGUCAGUCACUGAUGAUGAUGAUGAUGAGAUGGCUGGUGGGCCAAGCACUCGUCUGAGGAAAAGAAUUUCGAGGCCUAUUCAGGAGAGGAAAGAAAUUAAACCGACAGUGAAGAGGCAAGUACAGAAACCGAAAGGAAAGAAAGCAGCUCCAUUGACGAAGAAUAUUAUUCCUGCAAGAAAAGGUCCGAAGAUGAGGCUUCCGGUAUCAAGAGGUCCAGCAAUGAAGGGUCCAGCAAGGAAGAAUGCAUCUCUGAAUUCUGGUGAUGCAAAUGAGUACGAUGAAGAAGAAGAAGAAGAAGAAGAAGAAGAACAAGAACAACAAGAAGAAGUUGAAGAAGAGGAGGCAUCUGAAUUUACCUGUGACAUUGAGGGGUGCAGCAUGAGUUUAGGAUCAAAGCAAGAACUUGCGUUGCAUAAACGAAACAUAUGCCCGGUUAAAGGAUGUGGUAAAAAGUUCUUCUCACACAAGUAUCUGGUGCAGCAUCGGCGUGUUCACAUGGAUGAUCGGCCGUUGAAGUGUCCUUGGAAGGGAUGUCGAAUGACUUUCAAGUGGGCAUGGGCUCGCACUGAACAUAUUCGUGUUCACACUGGGGCCCGCCCAUACGUCUGUAAUGAACCGGGCUGUGGACAAACGUUCAGAUUUGUGUCAGAUUUCAGUCGUCAUAAACGCAAGACGGGUCAUGCAGCAAAGAAGGCUAGGAAGUAAUAUAUAUGUAGGAGGUGGUAAAUGGUAAUGGUAUGUAAACAGUAAUUCAACAUUGCUUCUUCUUGUCAAGGAAUUAGUAACAAAUUGAUUGAACUUAGGUUUUAGUUUAAUUUAUAGUUAUAGGGUUUCCCCUUUUAUCUGAGCUUUGAUAAAAGUUGUUGAAGAUUGUCAGGGGGGUGGGGAGGGUCUUCAUUGGACCCAUUCUUUCAGUUCAAUCAAGAAAUUCCUUGAAGAACAAUUAUCUUACUACUUAACUAGUAUGUGUUAUAUACAGUCAUAUGUGCUAUGACUUAGCUUGCUCAA